CUUCCGUGGUGUGUCGAUACGCUUGGCCCAGGCCUCGGAUCAGAGCGGAGUACGAUCGGAUUUACCGCGUAUUACGGGCUAUCGGCUGAUCCCCCGGGGCCUGCAUGUCACAGCGCUGGGUGCAGUGACCAUGGCAGACGCUACAUUGGAAGAGUUAAAGAAGUUAGAGUACCUCUCUCUGGUCUCUAAAGUGUGCACCGAGCUGGAUAACCAUCUGGGGAUCAAUGACAAAGACCUGGCCGAGUUUGUGAUCGACAUUGCAGAGAAGGCCACCACCUUUGAGGCCUUUAAAUCCGCUCUAGAGAAAAAUGGAGCAGAGUUCACUGAUUCCCUGGUUGGCAAUCUCCUGCGUUUGAUCCAGACUAUGAGACCUCCAGCCAAGCAGUCCACGAGUAAAGAAGCUCAUGUUAAACCCAAAUCUGAGAAGGAAAAGAUAAAAGACUUAUUUCCAGUUCUCUGCAUGCCAGAUAACCCCUGUGUCAGGAAAAUGUUGGAUCCAGAGGACGUUAAGGUAGCUACUGACGCACUGGAAGAGCUUGAAGCUCUCAUGCCAAGUCAAAGAGAGGAGAAGGAACGCAACAGUAAAGGCAAAAGUAAGAAAAAAAAGAGAGACCGCAGCCGUAGCAGGGAGAGGGGUCAGAAACAUAAGUACAGGAGCCGUUCUAGAUCACGUUCCAGGUCCAGGGGCCACAAGAGACAUAGAUCCAAAAGUCGUAGUCCCAGCAAGGAUCAUAGGGCUCGUGAAGAAAAGACCAGCGAGAGAUGGAAAGAGAAACAUGUGGAUAGACCUCCUCCUGAAGAGCCAGCAAUAGGUGAUAUUUAUAAUGGAAAAGUCACAAGUAUCUUGCAGUUUGGGUGCUUUGUACAGCUGGAAGGACUAAGAAAACGUUGGGAGGGUUUGGUCCAUAUAUCCGAGCUAAGAAGGGAAGGACGUGUUGCAAAUGUUGCUGAUGUUGUUAGCAAAGGUCAAAGAGUAAAGGUGAAGGUGCUGUCCUUCACUGGAUGCAAAACAAGCCUCAGCAUGAAGGAUGUUGAUCAAGACACUGGAGAAGACAUGAAUCCUAACAGACGUAGGAAUCUUGUCGGUGAAAGUAAUGAAGAGGCCUCCAUGAGGAACCCUGAUAGACCCAGCCACCUGUCAUUGGUAAAUGCACCUGAAGUUGAAGACGAUACUCUUGAAAGAAAACGUUUGACUAAGAUCUCUGACCCUGAGAAGUGGGAGAUAAAACAGAUGAUUGCUGCCAAUGUUCUUUCUAAAGAAGAAUUUCCUGAUUUUGAUGAAGAGACUGGAAUUCUUCCCAAAGUGGAUGAUGAAGAAGAUGAAGAUCUGGAGAUUGAACUAGUGGAAGAGGAGCCCCCAUUCCUCAGAGGUCACACUAAACAGAGUAUGGACAUGAGUCCUAUUAAAAUAGUGAAGAAUCCUGAUGGCUCUCUUUCUCAGGCAGCCAUGAUGCAGAGUGCACUUGCUAAAGAAAGAAGAGAAAUGAAACAAGCUCAGCGGGAAGCUGAGAUGGACUCUAUUCCGAUGGGGCUAAACAAACACUGGGUCGAUCCACUUCCUGAUGUUGAUGGCAGACAAAUUGCAGCCAACAUGAGAGGUAUCGGGAUGAUGCCAAAUGACAUUCCUGAGUGGAAGAAACAUGCUUUUGGGGGAAACAAAGCAUCUUAUGGGAAAAAGACACAGAUGUCCAUCCUGGAACAAAGGGAGAGUCUUCCAAUAUAUAAACUAAAAGAACAACUGGUGCAGGCUGUUCAUGACAAUCAGAUACUCAUCGUCAUUGGUGAAACUGGCUCUGGGAAAACUACCCAGAUAACCCAGUAUUUGGCUGAAGCUGGCUAUACAACAAGAGGGAAGAUUGGAUGUACACAACCUAGAAGAGUAGCUGCAAUGUCUGUUGCCAAACGAGUAUCCGAAGAAUAUGGUUGCUGCUUGGGUCAGGAAGUUGGAUAUACAAUUCGUUUUGAGGACUGUACGAGCCCAGAAACUGUUAUAAAAUACAUGACAGAUGGUAUGUUAUUAAGGGAAUGUCUAAUUGACCCUGAUCUGACACAGUAUGCCAUCAUUAUGUUGGAUGAGGCCCAUGAAAGAACAAUUCACACAGAUGUACUCUUUGGCCUCCUGAAAAAGACUGUCCAAAAACGCCCAGAUAUGAAACUUAUUGUCACAUCAGCAACAUUGGAUGCAGUGAAAUUCUCUCAGUAUUUCUAUGAAGCUCCCAUUUUUACAAUUCCUGGACGGACGUAUCCAGUUGAGAUCUUAUACACAAAAGAGCCUGAGACAGACUACCUGGACGCUAGCCUUAUCACAGUUAUGCAAAUACAUUUGACUGAACCUCCAGGUGAUAUUUUGGUUUUUUUAACUGGUCAAGAAGAAAUUGAUACUGCUUGUGAAAUCUUAUAUGAAAGAAUGAAAUCUCUUGGACCUGAUGUACCUGAGCUGAUCAUUCUCCCAGUUUAUUCAGCAUUACCCAGUGAGAUGCAGACAAGGAUCUUUGAUCCAGCUCCUCCGGGGAGCAGAAAGGUUGUCAUUGCUACAAACAUUGCAGAAACUUCACUUACUAUUGAUGGAAUUUAUUAUGUGGUAGACCCUGGUUUUGUGAAGCAGAAAGUUUACAACUCCAAGACAGGAAUUGAUCAGCUCGUUGUUACUCCUAUCUCCCAAGCACAAGCCAAACAACGAGCUGGGAGAGCUGGACGAACAGGUCCAGGCAAGUGUUACAGACUUUACACUGAGCGUGCCUACCGAGAUGAAAUGCUGACCACCAAUGUGCCUGAAAUUCAAAGAACCAACUUGGCCAGCACAGUUCUGUCUCUGAAGGCCAUGGGAAUCAAUGAUUUGCUAUCAUUUGACUUUAUGGAUGCACCUCCCAUGGAGACGUUAAUCACAGCCAUGGAACAGCUUUACACACUUGGUGCACUGGAUGAUGAAGGCCUGCUAACACGGCUGGGGCGCAGGAUGGCAGAAUUUCCCCUGGAGCCCAUGCUGUGUAAGAUGUUAAUCAUGUCUGUACAUCUAGGCUGCAGUGAAGAGAUGUUAACUAUAGUCUCAAUGUUGUCUGUCCAGAAUGUGUUUUACAGACCAAAGGACAAACAAGCUCUUGCUGACCAGAAAAAAGCCAAAUUCCACCAGACAGAAGGGGACCACCUAACAUUGCUUGCUGUUUAUAAUUCAUGGAAAAACAACAAAUUUUCUAACCCCUGGUGUUAUGAAAAUUUCAUUCAGGCCCGUUCUUUGCGACGAGCUCAGGAUAUCCGCAAACAGAUGUUGGGCAUUAUGGACCGUCAUAAACUGGAUGUUGUAUCCUGUGGAAAAGCUACAGUAAGGGUCCAGAAAGCUAUAUGCAGUGGUUUCUUCAGAAAUGCAGCAAAGAAGGACCCGCAAGAAGGUUACCGGACCCUUAUAGACCAACAAGUUGUUUACAUUCACCCCUCUAGUGCUCUAUUCAAUAGGCAACCUGAAUGGGUUGUUUAUCAUGAACUUGUUCUAACGACCAAGGAAUACAUGCGAGAAGUAACUACCAUAGAUCCCCGCUGGCUUGUAGAGUUUGCACCGGCUUUCUUCAAGGUGUCUGAUCCAACCAAACUCAGCAAGCAGAAGAAACAACAAAGAUUGGAGCCUCUUUACAACCGCUAUGAGGAACCCAAUGCUUGGCGUAUUUCCCGAGCCUUCAGGCGCCGGUAAUGGGGUUACAAGCAAAGAGUGUAUUUCUUUGAUCUUGAGGUUUUUCGUACCUGAUGUAAAGUUCUGACACUAUCAAAAAUCCACACCGAACUUGAUUGAUUUUCAAAAGAAAUUCUAAAGUGUAAAUAUGUUAGCUGCAGAUAGUAUGUAAAGGCUAUGUUCUAUUUUUUGUUUUUCUGCAUAGCAUAGAUUGUAUUCAUUUAGUAAGCUGCCUGCAGUGUUUUCCAUUUUUGUAAGCUAUUCUUUUGUAAAAUUUCCUUAUUCACUAAAUUGUGAAUUGUUGGGAAGUCAGAGUGAAUUCAAAGUUCAUUUCAAAUUUCAGGUCCAAAUAGCUGAACUGAAAAAAAUGUGUUAAAGGAACACUAUAGUGUCAGGAAUACAAACAUAUAUUUCUGACACUAUAGUUCUAAAACCGCUGUUUAGAUGUUUGGUCCCCGGUUAAAAAAAAAAGUUAUUUUACUUGCCUUAUUUCCAGCACCGGUCAUAUCUCAGCUGGCCCCACCACCUUGCCUGAUUCGCUGAGAUCAUCAGAUUUGAUGGUCUCAGUCAAUCCAAUUCUUCUGUAUAGGAAAGUGUUUGGAGAACAUUGCGCAUGCAUGGCAAAAGGCUGUGCUGCGCCAACCAGCAUCUCCUCAUAGAGAUGCAUUAAUCAGUGCACCUCUAUUGGGAGUGUUUUAGAUUUUCCAUGCUAUGGAGAUGCUGAACUUCAGUGCUGCACUGACCCAGGAAGCACCUCUAGUGGGCAUCUGAGUGACUGCCACUAGAAAUGUUACUUGGGAAUAAUGUAAAUGUUUACAUUAGAAAGUCUGCAGGAGCAGGCUGUAGACACCAGAACAAUUACAUUAAACUGUAGUUGUUCUGGUUACUUCGUGUCUCUAAGUCAACUAUGCUUUCGUUUGAGAUAUUCUGGCCUUAAAUUUGAAAUCUACUUUGAAUUCUCUCUUCAAUAAGUAAGCCUGCUAGAAUUCCUGACAAAUCACACUUUAGUCAAUAAUCCUGUCUGGGUGCCCUGCAUUUCAUCUUGUUACAUUUACAGCCAAUGUAGUGGGUCUUCUGCGGGUCUGUAUAAUUAUACAUACACACAAUUCUCUGAUACUCAGUUACUUGCAUCUGAUCAAUGCCCAAUUUUUUGAGACGUUAAAAGGGCUUUCUAAGCAUCUUAACCAUUGAUCCGGGAGACCCACUGGUGCUAUCCCACAGAAUGAGAUCAAAUUUUUUGUGAAUGGUUUGACACAUGGGUCCCCUCAAUCACCAAUGCAGCUUCCAGUUCUUCUGAGGGAUAGCGCCAGGGGCUCCUGCAGUGAUUAUGGUGUGUAGUGUUUCUUUAAGAAAGAAAAUAAUUAAUCAAGUGGCGUACACCAGAAGUGCAGUUUGCGUGUGACAUAAUCUAUGUGUCAAUUUUCAAUUCUAACCAGGAUUUUACUCAGGUGAGGAUUGAAACAGUGACUCAUAAAAUGUGUAAUGUACGGAUUGCAUUUGUGUUGUAAGUUAUUUGGUUUUAUUUGAUAUAAAAAAAAAAACUAAAAUGAUGUCAUAAUGUAUUGGUUUUAGGAGUAUGUAUGCAUUUUGUUUUAUUCAAAUGAAUUGCCUUCAUUUUACUUAUCCUCAUUCUAGGAACCUACAUUGUUUGUGGAUGAGUAUGUAACAGUUCUUUGAUAAUAAUCAUACAUGUUCAUUGAAUGUAUAUAUAUAUAUAUAUAUAUUUGUAUAUCUUUGUUUAUGCAAAUAAAAUAUCCUGACCCAAA
Molecule: messenger RNA, 5427 nt
Organism: Pelobates fuscus (common spadefoot toad)
Lineage: Eukaryota; Metazoa; Chordata; Amphibia; Anura; Pelobatidae
Gene: DHX8
Product: DEAH-box helicase 8
Exons: 1
Coding region: 131-3682 (1183 amino acids)
Biological process (GO): mRNA splicing, via spliceosome; spliceosomal complex disassembly
Cellular component (GO): catalytic step 2 spliceosome; intracellular anatomical structure
Molecular function (GO): ATP binding; RNA binding; RNA helicase activity
Source: RefSeq, a predicted model, not a curated record